Molecule: messenger RNA, 493 nt
Organism: Limulus polyphemus (Atlantic horseshoe crab)
Lineage: Eukaryota; Metazoa; Arthropoda; Merostomata; Xiphosura; Limulidae
Exons: 3
Coding region: 113-463 (116 amino acids)
Source: RefSeq, a predicted model, not a curated record
UAUCAACAUCGGAAUAUAUUAAAUCACCAACUGAGGGUGAAGCUGUGGCAGCAGAUUUCGCCCUCAAGCGCUUACUCAAGAAAAGCCAAACUGCGAAUCCAACUGCUGUGUUAUGAAUACAAUUUUCCAUCUUAUUUUCGACUCUUCCCCGAAGUUUGAAAGGCUGCAGGUGGCACCUUUGAGGAUCCUGAACAAGCAGCCGUGCCAGGCAGACACUCGGAAGACGAACACGGUAUCAGCUUCCCAAGCGAGGAUGAUGAGGGUCUGGAAAUCACGAGACGCAUAUGAUAACAUCAUCUCCCAAACCCGCAGACAUCUGAGAGCCCGUCGUCUCAAACAGCACACAAGACUUUCGGCCUUCGGCAACCCAACAUCACCUUUUCCUAACACAUUGUUUCAUGAAAGCAGAUUUAUGGUUGGCCACAAGCAAACGCAGAUACGAUUCCAAAUAAUAAUGAAUUGAAAACUAGUUUAGACCCAAUUAAAAGUACAA